CAAUGGCUUGAUUGAUGACCGGCUGGCCCUCAACCUACCACAACAACAACUACUUACCAUACUAGGCUGCAUAUAUAUAUAUAUAUAUAUAUCAAGGCCACCGAGAUCAUGACCGUCUAGUAGCAGCACCAAUUGCACUUUUCAGAAUUGCCGCCGCAAUGCUACUCCAAUAUCUUUUCUUCCUUCUCACCCUCUCCUUCGCUACCGCCAAUGUCGAGAAAACGAUCUUCAUCGCUCCGCAACCCCUCACCAUUCCCACUGCCGAUCCGACCCUGGAUGACUUAGGUCUGGAACGCCUCUCUUGGUCCAGCCCCAUACUCCGAACGAGAAUAAAUGCUACAUUCCCUACCAAUGAAUCCCCGGGUACGGACUCAUGGUACUUCCUCGAGAACUUGAACCCAGGCCAACGUUAUGAAGUGCGCGUGUGUUGGCUGGCUACUCAACCGACAGCUUUUACUUUGACGACGCAUACCCUUCUGCAAACCAUUGAGGAUCCUACACUCCUCUCCUCUAUCAGCCUCUAUUCUCAAGCUCAUCUCGACUCGCCUCAAGCCAAUGCCGCUCCUCGCAAGUCAUCCUCAUUUCAUGAUCAAGCACCUACGUCUGACUCGGUGCUUUUCCUUCGUAUUACUGCUGCGGCAGACUAUUUCUCUCUCAACAAGACACUGAUGGAAAAUGUUCCGCCCGUCGCUGCGGACGUCAUUCUCGAUCCAUUUAUAUGGAAUAUUUUCCCGCAGUCGCUAGUACCGACGGCGUGUUAUAUAUGUAUUGUGGGAUGCUUAGCGGUUGUAAUUGCGUGGUGGGUUUUGGGGGAGCUGGAGAGGGUGGCUGUUUAUAUGGGCUCAAGAAACCUUCGGGAUGGUAAGAAGGAUAAGUAAUAUAUUAUGGUAUAGACAUAUGUCUUCAUUCGCUUGCAGCCUCCCUGGAAGGGCAAGAGCAUAAUGUAUCAAUAUCAUCAAGCACGGUUUAUGUAAACUCUUCAAUAUCAAAAAUCUCAUCUAACCUCGUCUAAAAACGUUACUUUGCAGGACAGGGGGUCAACAUCACAUACAUUCACACCACACAAAAUCA
This is a messenger RNA of Aspergillus alliaceus, 1071 nucleotides long. RefSeq lists its product as uncharacterized. NCBI's taxonomy places the organism in Eukaryota, Fungi, Ascomycota, Eurotiomycetes, Eurotiales, Aspergillaceae. The record is from RefSeq and is a predicted model, not a curated record. Gene Ontology annotation, molecular function: mannosyltransferase activity. Gene Ontology annotation, biological process: GPI anchor biosynthetic process. Gene Ontology annotation, cellular component: mannosyltransferase complex; endoplasmic reticulum membrane. The transcript is spliced from 3 exons. Bases 159 to 878 code for a protein of 239 amino acids.